CGUCCCCUGUUAUGAUUCCCCCGACCAAAACCAAGCAGCUCUUCUUCUUCCUCAUAAAUACAUCUCUUCUUCCUCUCAGACCGUACUGUACCAAAAAUCAUCUUCUUCCUCUCAUAUCGGUCUUCUUCUUCAGGGGAAAAAAGUUUUUCUUUUUGUGUAUACGGAGAGUAAAAAUGCGGAUGAGUUGUAAUGGGUGUAGAGUUCUGAGAAAAGGGUGUAACGAAAACUGCAGUAUAAGGCCAUGUCUUCAAUGGAUCAAAUCUGCUGAAGCUCAAGCCAACGCCACCGUCUUCCUUGCCAAGUUCUACGGCCGAGCCGGCCUCCUCAACCUCAUCAACGCCGGUCCCGACCACCUCCGUCCUUCGAUUUUUAGGUCGUUGUUGUACGAGGCAUGCGGAAGGAUUGUGAACCCGAUCUACGGAUCCGUGGGGUUGUUGUGGUCGGGAAACUGGCACUUGUGCCAAGCCGCCGUCGAGGCAGUGAUGAAGGGCUCUCCGAUCACCGCGCUCGCCUCUGAGGCGGCGGAGACCGGCGAAGCUCCUCCGCUUAAGGUCUAUGACAUCCGCCACGUGCCCAGGGACGAUAACGCCGGUGGCGGCGGAGGAGACGGUGGACGAGUCGUAAAGAGCCGGUGCCGGUCAAAGAGAGCCGCUGGGACGACGAAGCCGCGGAUGCCCGACGUGGCGGAGAAGAUGCUGCUUCCGGCUGCGGAUGCGGCGGAGUCUGGCCAUGCAUGCGGCGGGUCGACGAGUCACGACUCGUCGCUGAGUCACCAGUCCGAGUUUCUGGCAGCUGAAGCCGGCGGAGACAGUAAGGACGAGGAGAGUAUGGUGUCGGAGGAGCCGACGGCGAUAAGCCGUGCACCGGUGGAGGAGAUCGGGCUCGAGCUGACGCUGGGGCUCGAGCCCAUGUCACGCGACGGUCACGCGAAGAAGAGGAAGGUGGAGGUUCGUGGCACGUGCGAGGAUGACGACUCGUGUAGGAUCGAGCUUGGGCUCGAUUAUGUUUAAAUGGGGAAGAUUGCCAACUGGGAAGAGAAGGGCAUGACUGCGUUUCGCGUUUCAAACGCUACUCUUUUCGCGUCGUCGCGACUGUGAAAGUUUUGGUGGCUCGGACUAAGUGUAGACUUUUUGUUCAGUAGUGUUCUCAUUUUUUUUUUGUUUUUUUUUGGGGUUUUAGGAGUUUGUGAUGAACAAUGAAGAGAUAAACUAAUAGAGAUGAAUAAGACUUGUGUUUUUUUUUUAA
Molecule: messenger RNA, 1245 nt
Organism: Tarenaya hassleriana
Lineage: Eukaryota; Viridiplantae; Streptophyta; Magnoliopsida; Brassicales; Cleomaceae
Product: LOB domain-containing protein 40
Exons: 2
Coding region: 12-1010 (332 amino acids)
Biological process (GO): regulation of gene expression
Source: RefSeq, a predicted model, not a curated record